This is a messenger RNA of Archocentrus centrarchus (flier cichlid), 429 nucleotides long. Its product is annotated as Fc receptor-like B. The record is from RefSeq and is a predicted model, not a curated record. The transcript is spliced from 3 exons. Gene Ontology annotation, cellular component: external side of plasma membrane. Gene Ontology annotation, molecular function: transmembrane signaling receptor activity. The annotation marks the transcript as partial. Lineage: Eukaryota; Metazoa; Chordata; Actinopteri; Cichliformes; Cichlidae. Gene Ontology annotation, biological process: cell surface receptor signaling pathway; immune response.
AUGGAGGAGGACGACAGCUCUGCUGGAUGGACUCUGAGGAGGAACACAACAAAAAAGCACAGGACUCAGUGUGGAGAUGGGUGGGGAAGAUGGUCUGGUUCUUCCUGUAACAUCAGCUACAUCUACACAUGGUACAGUGGAGUUUACUGGUGUGAGUCCAGAGAGGGUGCCAUCAGUAACAUGGUUAAUCUCACAGUCUCUGGUGGAUCAGUGAUCCUGCAGAGUCCUGUCCUCCCUGUGAUGGAGGGAGAUGACGUCACUCUGCUCUGUCAAACAAAGACCACUCCCUCCAACCUCCCAGCUGCUUUCUAUAAAGAUGGCUCCCUCAUCAGGAAGCAGCCUACAGGUCACAUGACCAUCCAGCAUGUUUCCAGGUCUGAUGAAGGCCUCUACAAGUGUGACAUCAGCGGUCAUGGAGAGUCUCCAUCC